Prunus mume (Japanese apricot) is the source of this 2662-nucleotide messenger RNA. RefSeq names its product potassium transporter 5-like. NCBI's taxonomy places the organism in Eukaryota, Viridiplantae, Streptophyta, Magnoliopsida, Rosales, Rosaceae. Gene Ontology annotation, molecular function: potassium ion transmembrane transporter activity. Gene Ontology annotation, cellular component: membrane. The record is from RefSeq and is a predicted model, not a curated record. Gene Ontology annotation, biological process: potassium ion transmembrane transport.
UUGAUAGCUCCAUGGGAUUGGUUUCCAUGCUUCUUUUUGUUCUAACUUGUGACGUACGUGUACAUACGCGUAUAAGUAUACGAGUACAUACCCGUAUAAGUAUACAAGUAUGAUCAGUUGUGGGCUUAACUUGCCUUUAAAUAUGACCCUCCAUAUCCUCACAUAUAGGAAGAAGUAGUACAGCUCCCCAUACUUACGCACCCCCAGAUUUCAACUCUCUCUCCUCAGAUUUCAACUAGCUAGCUCAUCUAGGAAUCACAGAAAUGCCUGAUGAAGAGGUGAUACUGGAAAACGCCACAGAUCAUCAUGAAGUUCCUGAUCAUCAUCAGAAUCAGGAGCUCAAAUCCAAGAAACUUUCAUGGCAAAAGCUGCGAAGAUACGACUCCUUGGACCUCGAGUCACGCAGUUUCACUGCUCACCAUGGCCAUGCCUCCAAGGGUGGGGAGUGGUCGGUGAUACUGCACCUAGCAUUUCAGAGCAUUGGAAUAGUUUAUGGGGACAUCGGUACAUCACCUCUCUAUGUGUAUUCAAGCACCUUUACCAAAGGCAUCAACCAUGAUGACGACAUUUUGGGUGUUCUUUCUUUGAUCCUUUACACCCUAACCUUAAUCCCUUUGAUUAAGUACGUUUUCGUCGUCUUACGGGCCAACGAUAAUGGCGACGGAGGUACGUUCGCACUAUACUCUUUGCUAUGUCGAUAUGCCAAGGUUGGUUUGACUCCGAGUCAACAAGCAGAGGAUCGGGAUGUCUCAAAUUUUGAGCUGGAGUUGCCGAGCAAACGCCUAAAGAGAGCGUCAAGGCUUAAAUCUAAAUUAGAGAACAGCCCCUUUGCCAAGGUGUUCUUAUUAUUCGCCACCAUGCUUGGUACUUCCAUGGUCAUUGGCGACGGUGUUCUCACUCCCUGCAUCUCAGUUUUGUCGGCUGUUGGAGGGAUCAAAGAAGCUACAUCUGCAAUGACGGAAGAUCGGAUUGUUUGGAUAUCAAUAGCCAUCCUGAUUUGCCUCUUCAUGGUUCAAAGAUUUGGAACUGAUAAAGUGGGCUACACUUUUGCACCAAUCAUUUGUGUUUGGUUUACACUGAUUGGUGGCAUUGGUGUCUACAACUUCAUCAAGUUUGAUCCUACGGUGGUCAAAGCCCUAAAUCCACAAUACAUAGUAGAUUACUUCAGGAGGAACAAAAAAGACGCUUGGAUUUCUCUUGGCGGCAUUGUCCUUGCCAUAACAGGAACUGAAGCAUUGUUUGCUGACGUGGGCCACUUCACAGUCCGAUCCAUUCAAAUAAGUAUGUGCGCAGUUACUUAUCCAGCUCUCAUAUUGGCAUACACUGGACAAGCCUCUUUUCUUCGCAACCACCAUCAUCUUGUUUAUGAUACCUUCUUCAAGUCUAUACCAGGGCCAUUGUAUUGGCCGAUGUUUGUGGCGGCAGUAUUGGCAUCAAUCAUAGCCAGUCAAGCCAUGAUUUCAGGGACGUUCUCUAUAAUCCAACAGUCACUGUCAUUAGGGUGUUUCCCUCGUGUCAAAAUCGUGCACACAUCGGCCAGGUACGCAGGACAAGUUUACAUUCCGGAGGUCAACUACCUUCUGAUGUUGGCUUGCGUUGGUGUCACUUUGGGUUUCCGAACCACUGCAAAGAUUGGCAAUGCAUACGGUAUAGCUGUGGUGUUUGUAAUGACGCUUACGUCGUCGUUUCUAGUGCUAAUCAUGAUAAUGAUAUGGAAAACCAACAUACUUUUGGUCAUCUCAUAUGUUCUUGUCAUUGGAAGUGUGGAGUUAAUGUAUCUAAGUUCGGUGCUCUACAAAUUCAACCAAGGUGGAUAUCUUCCCCUCGCCUUUGCCAUGGUCUUGAUGAUUAUAAUGUUUGUGUGGAAUGAUGUGCAUCGGAGAAAGUACUAUUACGAGCUUGGUCACAAAAUCUCUCCAGAACAACUCAAGGAAAUUGCUGUUAGCGCAAACUUUUGUCGAAUGCCUGGCCUCGCCAUGUUCUAUUCGGAGCUUGUUCAAGGCAUCCCUCCGAUCUUCAAUCAUUAUGCAACAAAUGUGCCUGCAUUGCACUCGGUCCUUGUUUUCGUCUCCAUUAAAUCAUUGCCUAUAAGCAAGGUUCCAUUGGAAGAGCGAUUUCUUUUUCGGAGAGUAGAGCCUAAGGAGCUCAAUGUGUUUCGAUGUGUUGCAAGAUAUGGGUACACAGAUGUUCGAAAUGAGCAUGAACCCUUUGAAGGGUUGUUGGUGGAGAAAUUGAAAGAGUUCAUAAAGGAUAGUUUUUGGAUAUCUCAAAGAAAUAUGGACGAUAAUAAUGGGGAGAAGUUUGACAUCAAGGAGGAGGAAUUCAAUGGCGGGGUGGCUAACGGUGAGAAUGGCAAGGAGGAUGCGAAGGAAGUUGAUGAUCAAGAUAAGCAACAAGAUUUACUGGACGAAGAGAUUGAAGCCAUAGACAAAGCAUGGAGGUGGGGGGUUGUUCACCUAAUUGGGGAAAAUGAAGUGACGGCUGCAAAAGGAGCUGGUAUGGUUAAAAGAAUUUUAAUUGAUUAUGCUUACAACUUCUUGAAGAGGAAUUUGAGACAGAGUGAUAAAGUGUUUGAUAUUCCUCACAAACGCAUGUUGAAAGUGGGCAUGACUUAUGAACUUUAGAAAAAAGGAGAAAGUGGAUACAUGAUCGAGUUUGAGUA